Molecule: messenger RNA, 915 nt
Organism: Gongylonema pulchrum
Lineage: Eukaryota; Metazoa; Nematoda; Chromadorea; Rhabditida; Gongylonematidae
Source: the annotation of a GenBank genome assembly
AUGGCUGAGCACGGCGAGCUGGCCCGAUCCGUGAUACUUUUCAAUUGCGGAGCCACGAAAUCGUUAGCCAGAUUCCUGCGGCCCAAUAUGACAAUUUAUGUGAUCGACUCCAGGCGACCUUUCGAUCUCGACAAUGUGUAUUUUGAUGACAAUAUUCGCCUUUUUGCGAGCCACACCGAAAAGGGCAAAUUUCACAUUCCAACAAUUGAAGAGAUUGAAAUCACGGACAGUUCGUAUUCCGGUAGUAGCGAAAGUGAUGAUGAUUUGGACGAGGUUGAAGCGGAAUCGGUCGAGGAGGAAAUGGAUGAGGAAAUUGACCGGGCUACAUCCGGAGAAAGCAGCGACGAGGAUUGUUAUCAUGAAGAGGAAGAAGUGGAGAUACCAAGAAGUAGCGACACUGAGCUUGAAACAGCUGCAGCAGCAGAACACAUUGCUGGAAGUACGGAGCAAACUGGCACGGAAGGUUCCAGUGGUAGACGAAAACGUGUGCACGAUAGCGCUGUUUUAAUGCUCGAAAUAGCACAUUCAAUUGGUCGGACCAACGUCGAGAUGAUGUGGAGUGCUGUGAUUGGUUUAAGCAGUCAGCUGGCUGAAUACCUCAUCAGUCAUAGCUUCUACACGGCCACAUGUUUCGAUCGUUUGCGGCCUUUUAUCCGGAAAUUUAUACCAGAAAGUACCGAUGCCACACGAGGCGAUGAUAUGCUUCGAUUGUCUAAUUUUGGUGAAAUAUUUGCGGAACGGCAAAAAAUUCCCGACCCGGUGCUUCAUCGAGGCGUGGGUAUGGGUACAACUCAGCCAAAUUUUGUUUGGCUAAACUUGGGUUAUUCAAACCAUUAUCAGUAUCGAUUGAUACCACUCAAAAGCGCAAAAAAUGAAGUAGCUACACAUGCAUACUUCUUGGUAUUUACAGUAUAG